This is a messenger RNA of Chroicocephalus ridibundus (black-headed gull), 2098 nucleotides long. It is a transcript of the gene PEDS1, whose product is annotated as plasmanylethanolamine desaturase 1. Lineage: Eukaryota; Metazoa; Chordata; Aves; Charadriiformes; Laridae. Gene Ontology annotation, molecular function: plasmanylethanolamine desaturase activity. Bases 50 to 994 code for a protein of 314 amino acids. Gene Ontology annotation, biological process: ether lipid biosynthetic process. The record is from RefSeq and is a predicted model, not a curated record. The transcript is spliced from 6 exons. Gene Ontology annotation, cellular component: endoplasmic reticulum membrane.
CGCCCUCCCCCACCGCCGCCGCAGCUCCGCGGCCCGGCCCCAUUUCCCGAUGCUGCCGCGGGCCGCAGCGCUGGCGCCGGGCUCCUCGGCGGGGCCUGGGCGCCGCUCGCCGCCGCCCGCCGGCCUGGAGGAGGAGGAGCCGCGGGGCCGGGCCAUGGCCAGCGGCGGCGCCGAGAGCGUCCCGCGGCGGGCGGAGGCGGCGGGGCCGCAGGCGGAGGCCGCGGAAGAACCGGAGGGCGGCAGCCGGCGGUGGGGAGCGCAGCACGCCGGGGCCCGCGAGCUGGCCGAGCUCUAUUCCCCAGGAAAGAGACUACAAGAAUGGAUCUCUGUCAUCUUAUGCUUCUCUCUGAUCUGUUUCAAUUUUUACAAUCUUCUCUUCUACUUGCGACUGGAACACACCCCCUCUGUUAUUUUUGGGAUAUUUGCAGGAGUUAUUACGGCUGACUUUCUAUCAGGAUUAUUUCACUGGGGAGCAGAUACCUGGGGAUCUGUGGAGCUACCCAUAGUUGGAAAGGCUUUCAUCAGACCUUUUAGAGAACAUCAUAUUGACCCCACAGCAAUUACCAGACAUGAUUUUAUAGAGACCAAUGGAGACAACUGCUUUAUGACGCUAGUCCCGUUGGCAAACAUGGCAUACAAAUUUGUUUCAUUUUCCCCAGAGGCAUUAUAUGAAACGUGUCCUUGGGAGUGUUAUGUCUUUGCCCUUAUCAUCUUCAUAACCAUGACGAACCAGAUUCACAAGUGGUCUCACACGUACUUUGGUCUUCCACGCUGGGUCAUAUUUCUACAGGACUGGCAUGUUAUCCUGCCACGGAAGCAUCACAGGAUCCAUCAUGUAUCUCCACACGAGACGUACUUCUGCAUUACAACUGGUUGGCUGAACUAUCCACUAGAGAAGAUAAGAUUCUGGAGGUGUUUGGAGAACAUUAUCCAAGCAGUUACUGGGGAGAAGCCAAGAGCAGAUGACAUGAAAUGGGCUCAGAAAAUUAAAUAACUUUUGCCAGCCUUCUGCAAUCCUUAACUUGUUGCCAAUGUUGGUUUUUUAAAAACAAAAAAAAAAAAAGAAAAAAAAAAAAAGAAAAAAGCCAUCAGCCAAAUUCAAGACCUGCAAAGAAAUAACAGACUCUAAAGCACAAACUAAAAAGUGCUAACACAGACUGUAAUGAAAAGAACUAAUUCUUAAAACAAUACUUGAAAUGAAGAUGAUUACUCUUACUGAGCACCUUUUCAUUUAGCUUACAUCUACGUCUGCUUACAUCUUAGAAAAUACUUCAUCACGGUAUCUCAGAAGGCUAUCGGGCAAGCCAGAAGGCAGGACAGUCACUCCAUUGGUACAUGGUGGCAUAGUAAACAUGUGUUGUAUCAACAUUAUUUAACACUUCAAAAAUAGCUUGUUGCCUAAGACCUAUAGGGAGAAUGGUGACAACAGUUUGUCACUUCAUGUUUUAGCCCAAAUGCACGGCAUGAAAACAGAGUGUCAAAGUAAUGGAAGCCUAUAAAAUCAUCACUGUUCAAUGCACUUAGUGAUUGAUAAACUUACAGCUCUAUCUUCUCUAUCAUGUUAAAUCUAAUUGGUGUAAUGUGAAACAGACUUCGAGAAUCCUACUCCAGCAGUGGGACAUGAAUCCUCAAGUGUCUUCAGUUUCCCAUUAAAAUAAAAUUAUUCUACUCUCUACAUGGAAUUGAGCAAACCGUUUCUGCACAAGCCUUCAACUUAACAAGCCUCUGAGGAGAGGGAGGGCACCCAGUACAACACAUGCUCGCGUUUGCUCAUGCGGAGUGCACACUGAUGAGUCUUCUAUUAAGUGUUUCCUACCCCGACAAUAAAUGUUUAAAAUAGUUCUAGCAUUGGGCACAUUGCAAAUAGCUGUAUUCAAGAGCUCAAGGUAUCAAACUUGUAAUGUUAGAAGGGAAAUGUCAAUGACUGGUGUUACGUUCGGUUUUGUGUUUUUUUUUUUUAAGGUGCUUGCUUGUUUCUGUAAAUAAUAUAAAGCCUUAAUCUCUUCUGGUGUAAUGGAAUAAUAUUUUAAUGUGAUGUUUGAAUGUAUAUAAUAUAUUUAUAACAAAGCAGUUGGAUAAUACUAAUCAUGUUUGUUAA